UCUCUGGCAUGUGCUUGUUUGCCUGCUGCUGCUCUCCCGAGCACUUGCAGGACGAUUUCCAGGGGGACAGGACAAUGGACGACACCACUGCCCCUGUCACGAAGUCUGGAGCUGCCAAGUUCGUUAAGAGAAACUUCCUAGAGGCGCUAAAGUCAAAUGACUUCGGGAAAUUGAAAGCUAUUUUAAUCAAAAGGCAAAUAGAUGUGGACACAGUUUUUGAAGUUGAAGAUGAAAAGAUGGUUUUGGCAUCUUAUAAACAAGGUUAUUGGUUGCCGAGUUAUAAAUUGAAGUCUUCUUGGGCCACAGGCUUGCACUUGUCAGUCCUGUUUGGGCAUGUGGAAUGCCUUCUGGUACUACUGGACCACAAUGCCACAAUCAACUGCAGACCCAACGGGAAGACCCCUCUUCAUGUGGCAUGUGAAAUGGCCAACGUGGACUGUGUGAAGAUCCUUUGUGACCAUGGAGCUAAGCUCAACUGCUACUCCCUAAGUGGACACACAGCCUUGCACUUCUGUACGACACCAAGCUCCAUUCUCUGUGCCAAGCAAUUGGUGUGGCGAGGCGCGAACGUGAACAUGAAGACCAACAAUCAGGAGGAGGAGACGCCCUUGCACACGGCGGCCCACUUCGGGCUCCCGGAGUUGGUGGCCUUCUAUGUGGAGCACGGGGCCGUGGUGGACAGUGUGAACGCGCACAUGGAGACCCCGCUGGCCAUCGCCACCUACUGGGCGCUCCGCUUUAAAGAGCAGGAGUACAGCCCGGAUCACCACCUCGUCUGCCGCAUGCUGCUGGACCACCAGGCCGAGGUCAACGCCCGCGACGAGGACUUUAAGUCUCCCCUGCACAAGGCGGCCUGGAACUGUGACCACGUGCUCAUACACAUGAUGCUGGAGGCCGGCGCCGAAGCCAACCUUAUGGACAUCAACGGCUGUGCUGCCAUACAGUACGUGCUCAAGGUCACCUCCGUGAGACCCGCCGCCCAGCCUGAGAUCUGCUACCAGCUGCUGCUGAACCACGGUGCUGCCCGAAUAUACCCUCCGCAGUUCCACAAGGUGAUAAAGGCAUGCCAUUCUUGUCCCAAAGCAAUUGAGGUUGUUGUCAAUGCCUACGAACACAUCAGGUGGAACACAAAGUGGCGAAGAGCUAUUCCUGAUGAGGACUUGGAGAGGUACUGGGAGUUUUACCAAUCCCUCUUCACCGUGUGCUGUAAUUCUCCAAGGACCCUCAUGCAUUUAUCAAGAUGUGCCAUUCGGAAAGCGCUGCACAACAGAUGCCACAGAGCAAUUCCUUUGCUUUUCCUCCCAUUGUCAUUGAAAAAGUACUUGCUUUUAGAGCCAGAGGGAAUCAUUUAUUAAGCCUUAUGUGAUAGCAGUUCUCAGUACUAGAUAUUUAAAUGGAUUCAUUGGGUAGACACAGUUUACAUAAAUAAAAUGGUACUUGGGGUGAUUAUAGCACUUCAGGGAUUUCAAAACACUGCCAACACUGUGGCAUUAAUCCUGGAGUACCACGAUGGGGGGAAAUAAACAGGUAAAGGUAAGGAAUUUUCAAAGACAAUAUAUUCAGGAGGUACUGAUGCUACAAUAAAAGCUAACAUGUACAGUACUUGUACUAGAUGCUGAUAUAUUUUGUUUAACUUUAAUAUAUUAUCUCAUUGGAAAUGGGACCCAAUUUUUCAUACAACCCAUCUCAUGCUCUGUCUUAUCAGCAGUAAGUUUACAUUAUCGUUCAGGUUGUGAUAUAGCAUGUUUUAUGAUCAGCUUCUUAAAGCUGGUGUUCUGCACUGUGACUGUUUAGAGGUAAAUGACUAUCACUAGUCUUGCAAAUGCUUACUCCCCAAACUAAGCUCCUGAACUUGUUUUAGUGAAGAGUGCGCAUAAAUUCAGCCAAAGGAAGAUCUGAAAUUAGAAAUGAAGAAUCCACUUCAUAGGAAUGGCCAUUUCAGCACGCAUGCUCAUCGAGCCAGAGGCUCCAGAGGUGAAGAAGAGUCCCAUGUGGUUCCUGCCCUCCAGGGCCUCCCCCUUAGCAGAGCAGCCCGAGGUGUCUAAGCAGGUCACUGCUGUGCAGAAGGCCAGGGCCAGGGCGCAGGUGCAAACUCAUAGUCAGUGCGUACCUUUCCAAGUUGUGUUUGUCAUAUGAAGUGUAUGAUUUUUCUUUGAAG
Messenger RNA from Octodon degus (degu), 2158 nucleotides. RefSeq names its product ankyrin repeat and SOCS box containing 4 (gene Asb4). Lineage: Eukaryota; Metazoa; Chordata; Mammalia; Rodentia; Octodontidae. The record is from RefSeq and is a predicted model, not a curated record. Gene Ontology annotation, biological process: negative regulation of delayed rectifier potassium channel activity; intracellular signal transduction; neuronal action potential. The coding region runs from base 9 to 1355 and encodes 448 amino acids. Gene Ontology annotation, cellular component: axon initial segment; membrane; synapse. The transcript is spliced from 5 exons. Gene Ontology annotation, molecular function: transmembrane transporter binding.